AAAUCCGCGACUGCAUGGGGGUGGCGUGAGCAUUUAUGAAGGGACAGUGUGCCUCUGGCUUCCGUGCGCGUUGGAUCGUUUCACACUCUUAUUCACUGCUCUCUCAAUCCAUUGCAUUUUGAUAUCAAUAGUGAUCGCCGUUUUACAAAAUUACUCUUGUGUAAUAUCGAUACAAACAUGUGCUAUUCAUUGAUUGAUUGAUGAUAAAAUUAUUUUUGUUUAUCACAAGUUAUACGAUUUUGUUAUGAUGUUUUAAAAACACUGGGAAAUAUUUUCUAAUAUUUUUUUUUAGUAAUUAGCAUUUUUUUUUUUUUCAAUGUUGAUUUUUAUAUCGAAAAGUAGGUGGUUUUUCUAACCCUGCUGAAACUUUUGAGUGUGUCCUUAAAAAAUUAAAAAUAGUCUAUUUUUUUAAACAAUUUAAAGUAUAUAUAUGUAUAUAUUGAUGAAGAAAUAAUGCGUUGUGUCUUCUUAAGAGCAUUAAGUAAAGUAUUGUUUUAAAAAAUUUGUUUUUAUGAAGGAUCUGAAUUAUCAGUUUUGGUCGUAAAAAUGUGGUCUAUGAUUUUCGUGACUCUUGACAAUUAAAACGUUCGUAAAACUAGUGAUACUGCAUGAUAUUCGUUAUAAAAAUUACUUCACGAUAAACAAUAAAUAUUUUAAUAAAAAUGAAGAUAUAGUCAUUAAUAAUGAGAAAGAAAAUAAAUAAGUUAACUAGUGUUGGAAGAUGGCAAUGUGUGUUUCAAACUUUGUAAACGAAUUUAUUGAAUCAGUUUUAUACAGAGAAGGAAAGUAAACAAGUUGAUGCGUGACAUGUGCCAGUUGUAGAGUACUGGACAAAAUAAUAAAAAAUAUAGAGAGUAGAAGAUAAUAGUGUAUGUGAAGAGAAAAACAGUAGAAGGGUAAAAUGUGUUGCUCUGAAAAUACAAGCGGUUCUCGGAUGACCCGAUGUGGAAUUGUUUGUGGUUUGGCAGCGCUUGCUGCCCUUACCACUGCCCUUCUUGGACCUGCAUGGCUUCACACUGAAGAAAAACUAUCACUUCCGCAUUUGCCAAGACAGCUUGCGUCUGCUGUUAGUGUCAAAUUUAAACUUGGACUCUUCAAAGUAUGUCCAAAAAUUAUCAAACCUGCUAAUAUUACAUUACACAUAAUAACCCCGCCAUGUACUAACGUGAGAUACAACAGUCUGGCUGACGUAACAUCACAGGAGCUUGGCUUCAAUCAACUAGAUUUUACACCCUUGGUCGUAUCGAAAAUGAGAAUAUCAGCACCUUUUCAAGCAGUAGCCGUGGUGUUAAUUUUCGCAGGAACUUUUUCAGCGUUGAUCGGUCACUGUUAUGCCGAUCACAAGACCGUGAUCGCUUGCGGGCUAUUUCUUCUUGGGGGUCUUUCUUUGGGUGGCGGUUUAAUAGUUUUGGCAUCAGCACUUUCAGAUGCUUCCUUUGAAUCCCCUACAAGAUACAGCCUUUCAUCUACAUCAGGUUCAACGGAAGAUAAUGGACUUCCAAAGUAUCAAUAUGGCUGGUGUUUACAACUUUCAGGGCUUGCUUUAAUACUAGCCGAAAUUGCAGCACUAUUGACUGUCUCUGGAUACAUGGCACGGUUCCCUACCGUAGAGGAAAUGGUCCAAGUUAUGGUCCCUGGAGCUGCAAGGAAGUUAAGAGAACAACGUGGAUUAUCUUCAGAAUACCUCGUAAGAGCUCAUCAAAAAUCUCCUGGAGUACCGCAAGCACGGAAUUUCGAUCCUCCAACAAAAGAUGUUAUUUUAGGACCCCAACGAUUAACAGAAGAAGGUACGUCGCUUCUUUGUAAAUCAGCGCCUGAUAUUUGUGCAUCUAAUCCUCAAGCAAUAAGUUACGUCGAUAAAGCAGACUUAUCACACAUGUUACCAGCGUACCCGGACAGUCAGACUCUUGUGGAUCCACGUUUUACUUUUGUCGAUAAAGCAGAUCCUGGUAUUGUAGACUCACGACUCAGUGGGUUUGCCGAUAAAGAAGGACUCAUGGAUUCACGGAUUUUACCAGACUCGAGGCAGAAUAUGAUCGCUUUUAACGACAGUAAAGAACAUGUCAUCAGUCAAGAAACUAGACAUGUAACUUACGCAGACAAUACUAAAAACGAGUGUUUACUGGAUGCACCACUGGGGUUUAAUCGUUACAACAGUCUGGCAGGUCAGACUGUGCCAAUAACUCUCAAACAUCAAAAUAGUCCAACAGUAUCGGCAAUACAGGCUCAAGCGAUGUAUCAAAACUUUGGCACCAUUCAUUCAGGAAUUCUGAGGGUAUCCGAACCCGGUACUAGCUCCAGUUCAAACUCCAGUCAAAGAAGUAUGACCCUACAGAAUCCCAAGAGAAAGUCACAGAUUGCCCAGAAUACCUUCAGUACCCUCGAGUGUGAAAAGAGAAAACAACGUGCCACUGGUGUUGGAGGCAAAGCAGGUUUCUAUACCGGGAGUGCCGUAUGACCACCACCACCGCCACCUACCCCAAGAUAACUUCGAGAAGAGGAUGAAUCUACACUGUAAACUAUCUUACGAGUCUUACCGACUGUACCUAGUGUGUUAUCCUCUGACGUUUGUUUACCUUAUCGCUGCGGGUAGAUGGCUGGUAAUAAUGAGAACUGUUACCAUUUAUAUAUUACGAUAAAUCAUUCAAAGACAAUUUUAAAAUGAUUAACGAUAUAAUUUAAAUAUCUUAUAGCCUAGUGUAUGAUAAUUUAUUAAGACAAACUCAAGUGAUUGUUAAAAAUAAAUAAAUGAAAUGUAAAUAUUACAAAAACAUUAAAUGUUUCUAUAAAAGUGAAUAAAAAAAUAAAACGAUAAUUUAAAUAAUGAAUUUAACAAUACAAUAAUCUCGUUUUUUUAUAUUGUAAUAACAUACGUGUUCUAAAUGAUACUGCCUGAUUUUAUUUUUUUUUAUAUUUUUUAAAUUCAUGCUCAAAUCGGUUAACAAAUGCGAUCAACCGUGUGUGAAAUGUUAUUAUAAAAAUAAAAUAAAAUAACAAAUAUAUAAAUAUAAAUAUAAAUAUAUGCAAUGUUCGAUUAAUAAAAAUGUCAAUUGUUAUGUUUAAAUAACAGGCAAUUGACAGUGUGUUAAAAAUAACUUUUUAUGUUGUUAAUUAGUGACAGAGACAAUCUAAUUAUGAAAUUACGUUGUGGAAAAUAUUCGAAAACGUAAUUAACAGAAAAUCACGGGAUUGAAUCGUACUAAUGAUCCAAUCCGCGGCAUAUCAAAAAUAUAUAUAAAAGAGAAAGAAUAAUUAUUGAUAAUUAAUAAAAAAUAGACAUAAUGUAAAAGAUUAUUUUCUUGAAAUAAAAGAGUGAAUGAGGUUGUGUUUUUCCUGUGUGUUUUCGGCAUCACAAUAAGAAAAUAAUAGUAUAUCACAUACCUAGGGAGGAGAGUAGGACUUUCUUACCCGUGUGAAUAAUUGUCUACUCAAGCCGAAGGCGAAAUAAUAUAUUACAUACCUAGGCCAGUUAAAUGAAAAAAGUCUCAAAUCACAUGUAAUUAGUGAUGUGAAGGUGACCGUCAGAUCAUUUUGUGACCGUCACGUCAUGGUCACAAGACCGUCAGCGGACCGUUUACAAAAUGACGGGCCGUCACAAUUGUGAUGACAUCUUACAAAUGCCUUUAUAACUUCCAUAAAAAUUCAAAUUUUGAAACCGCCAUUUUCUCAAAGAUACCACAAGAUAAGAUUACGGUAGUAAAAAUAAAUUUUCAAUCAUUUACAAAAAUAGAUUGCUUCCAAUCAUCUAGCUAGAUGCGACUGAUUAAAUUUGUGACAAAAAAUUUUUGACGGGUCGAAAUGACGGACUCAGGCCGAAAAAUCUGUGACCGUCAUUUCGCAUUAGAACGGGCUCGUCAUUUAGGUCCGUCGGUCACAAGACCGUCAGCGGACCGUCUUGUGACCAAAACUCAAAAUGACGGUCAUUCCGCAUCACUAAUGUAGUUGUUGACCAAGGCGAAGCCAAAUUCACGCAAAUUCGUCUUGGUUUUGACUUAACUGGCUUACUUAGUCACGAUUUAAGACGACCGAGUCUAAAUCAAGUUUUAUUUUUAAUCCCGGGUCCCGAGUCGAAAAUAAAACUUGAUUCGGUCUUGCUUCACCUUAUUUUCUUUUGAAGUUAUCGAUUUGCCGGAGAUUUUCCAAUAAGAUCUCGAUUAGUCUAAGCCAAGUCAAUUUCGGAUUUAGACUUUUUCGUGUUAAAUCGUGACUAAGUAAGCCAGUUAAGUCUAAACCAAGGCGAGAACUCAAUGUAUUUCGUAUCUCCGCAAAAAAAGUCGAGUUUGUCUUGUGAAAAACGUCUCUAAAUUUCGACUUGAUAUACCGUCUAAAUAUAGUUUUAUUUUGGACCCGGGUACACAUUACGGAUGAAGGUAGGACUCGCCUUUGGCUUGGGUAGGCAACUACACACCCGGGUUGAAAUGUCACUUUCCUCCCUCAGUGUGUAAUAUACUAAUAAAUAUAUAUAAAUAAUAAAAUAAUAUACUACGAUGUAAUUUUGUUACUGACCACAUUUAAUUCCGUUAAUGUGUAGUAUAAUUGAAUAACAAAAAAAAAAAAAGAAGCGUUACUAAUGAAAACCGAAUAAAGUCAAAUAUAAAAAUUGUUUUGUAUAAAAUAAGUAGCUAAUUGAUGUAAUACAGUGUAACUAAUCGUAGAUGAAUAUGUAAUAAAAUAUUUGAAUUAACAUCAAUUACCAAUUAAUAAUUUAUAAAUAAAUAAAUGUUUAAUAUUCAAUCAUAGCUUUAUUACACAAUAAAAUAAUUCAAAAACAAACAAACAAUUAUUUUAAAAAAAUAUUUUAUGUUGCAACAACUAUUUAUUUACUGAAGAUAACGAAGGUCUAAUGAAGGUAACCUUUGUCUUCAUUUAAAUGUUAAACAUAUGUGUAUUUAACAUUUGUGUAUAUAUUUUUUUUGAUACAUUUAUAUCGUGAGACCGGUAGAUGGCAUUGCUGUAAUCACAACCGGACAUUUAAUUAACGAAGUUGUAAUUGCACGGGUAAUUAACAAAGU
Messenger RNA from Microplitis mediator, 5012 nucleotides. RefSeq lists its product as uncharacterized. The transcript is spliced from 8 exons. Gene Ontology annotation, molecular function: channel regulator activity; voltage-gated calcium channel activity. The record is from RefSeq and is a predicted model, not a curated record. Lineage: Eukaryota; Metazoa; Arthropoda; Insecta; Hymenoptera; Braconidae. Gene Ontology annotation, cellular component: postsynaptic density membrane; AMPA glutamate receptor complex. Gene Ontology annotation, biological process: neurotransmitter receptor transport, postsynaptic endosome to lysosome; neurotransmitter receptor internalization; regulation of AMPA receptor activity. Bases 902 to 2458 code for a protein of 518 amino acids.